CUAAAGGCAUAUCCCCACCCCUGGCCCUGACCUCUCUUAUCUCACUACGAACCUAAAACCCACCUCCUUACUCCUCACUCUUUUUCUCUCUCUCUCUUCGCUCAACCUUCCUUCACUUCUCUUCUUUUUCAUCCUCAAGCCAAAAUUCAUGUCGGGAGAGAAGCUAGGGGAGCUCUUCCAACAUGACAGUACCAUCUUCGACCCAUACUCCCUUUUCUCUCUACGAUCUGGGGGGCCGCAGGGGCUUGAAUCUGGCCUGCCACAAUUUUCAGGCUUCUUAGAUUACCUACAAAGCUCCACCGACUUUGGCUUCACGAGCUCGUUAUCACAGGAACCUUUCGGCCUGAUCGGAGAUAGGCAUAAGGUCUGCAAAGCAGAGCCGAGAGCUACUGAAAACGUGAUCAGCUCAGUUUUUGCUGGUGGAGGGACGAGAGCCAUGACUGCUAAUUCCUCGGUGUCUUCCUCGUCGACUGAGGCUGCCGGAGAAGAAGAAUCAGAUAAGAAUGAGAAGAAUGAGGAGAAGGAGCAGGAGGAGGAGGACGAAGAGAACAAGGAUGUAAAGGGGGUUGAUGAUGGAGCUGAUGAGGACGAGAAGGCUAAGACAGUAAGCAAGUCGAGGAAGAAAGGAGAGAAGAGGCAAAGACAGCCGCGCUUUGCCUUCAUGACAAAGAGCGAGGUUGAUCACCUAGAAGAUGGUUACCGUUGGAGAAAAUAUGGCCAAAAGGCAGUUAAGAACAGCCGUUAUCCGAGGAGCUACUAUCGUUGCACCACACAGAAGUGUUUAGUGAAGAAGAGAGUCGAGCGAUCACACGAAGACCCAUCGAUAGUUAUAACAACUUAUGAAGGACAACAUACUCACCACUACCCAUCCAACGUGCGAGGGAGCUCUCACAUGCUCGCAAACCCGCAGUCCUCCAUGCCGCCAAGCUUCCACCAUGACUUGUUUCUGCAAACCCUAACACCUCCACUUCAGCAAUUUAACCUUCCAGCAAACUAUCAUGAACUUCUUCUUCUACAGAACAGUAUCCAUCCAUCGUUCAUUAACAGCAACCAGCCAUGAUAAUACUUAUGAAAACUAGUUUGAUAUAUGUUCUUAGUUUCUUGUAAAUAUGAAACCUUUGGAUUCUAAUUCUGCUAUUAAGUGCUACUAGCUAGCUAUAAUGCCGUAGAACUGCAUGUUAAUUUGAUUUGGCUUUGAAGUUCGAUCUCUUCCAAA
Dendrobium catenatum is the source of this 1216-nucleotide messenger RNA. RefSeq names its product WRKY transcription factor 28. Gene Ontology annotation, molecular function: sequence-specific DNA binding; DNA-binding transcription factor activity. The record is from RefSeq and is a predicted model, not a curated record. NCBI's taxonomy places the organism in Eukaryota, Viridiplantae, Streptophyta, Magnoliopsida, Asparagales, Orchidaceae. The coding region runs from base 149 to 1060 and encodes 303 amino acids. The transcript has 3 exons. Gene Ontology annotation, biological process: regulation of DNA-templated transcription.